CUGCACGCUCGGCUCUCUAGGCUUCGUUUAACUCCGUGGUGACGGUGGCCGAGGUGGCCAGCUGAUCUAAAAAGGGUGGCGGGAGUUGCUCCACUUCCUCGCCAGUUCUCCAGGGUCUGCAGGUGGCUCCCCGGUGACCUGGCUGGGAAGGGCUCUCAGGUGCCCGGGCCCCACUGCAAAGGUGUUUCGUGAUCCACGGGAGCAGGUGUUGACCCCAGGAGCAGCCCUUAGGGCCGAGAGUGCACUGGAAGAUGCCCCUCCUAAACCAACAGAUCCAAGAUGAGAAUGAUUACAGCUUGGUGGCCAGCCUCGACAACGUUAGGAAUCUCUCCACUAUCUUGAAGGCUAUUCAUUUCCGAGAACAUGCUACGUGUUUCGCUACUAAAAAUGGAAUCAAGGUUACAGUGGAAAAUGCAAAGUGUGUGCAAGCAAAUGCUUUUAUUCAGGCUGGAAUAUUUCAAGAGUUUAAAGUUCAGGAAGAGCCUGUUACUUUUCGAAUUAAUUUAACUGUCCUUUUAGACUGCUUAUCUAUUUUUGGAUCAAGUCCUAUGCCAGGGACUUUAACUGCACUUCGAAUGUGUUACCAAGGUUAUGGUUACCCUUUGAUGCUAUUUCUGGAAGAAGGAGGAGUGGUGACAGUCUGUAAAAUCAAUACUCAGGAGCCUGAGGAAACGCUGGAUUUUGAUUUCUGCAGCACCAAUGUUAUUAAUAAAAUCAUUCUGCAAUCAGAGGGUCUCCGUGAAGCAUUUUCCGAAUUGGACAUGACAAGUGAGGUCCUACAGAUCACCAUGUCUCCUGACAAGCCUUAUUUUAGGUUAUCUACUUUUGGGAAUGCAGGAAGCUCCCACCUUGACUAUCCCAAAGAUUCUGAUUUGAUGGAAUCAUUCAAUUGUAAUCAGACCCAGGUCAACAGAUACAAGAUUUCUUUACUGAAACCCUCUACAAAGGCAUUAGUCCUGUCCUGUAAGGUAUCUAUUCGGACAGAUAACCGAGGAUUCCUCUCAUUACAGUAUAUGAUUAGAAACGAAGAUGGACAAAUAUGUUUUGUGGAAUAUUACUGCUGCCCUGACGAAGAAGUUCCUGAAUCUGAAUCUUAAGUAUGACAAUGCAUUGUGACGUUUAUGUGUACAUUCAUGACAGGUCAUGUGCUUGUUCUGGGUUUAGUACUCUUCAUGAUUUGUUGUUGGAUUUUCUCAAGGGAAGAAGCAUGGAGAAGAUAGGAGCAAGAUCCCUGUACCCUCAUAGUUGCUGUGUAUUUUGUAAGUGUUUUCACAGUGUCAUAGAUUAUCCAGUACCAGACUGUCCUGUGGUUCUGUCCUUUGAACUCAUGGGAAUAAUUUUGAGCCAGGAUGAAUAAAUUAUAUAUUCUAUUUAAGUUGGA
Messenger RNA from Pteropus alecto (black flying fox), 1381 nucleotides. It is a transcript of the gene RAD1, whose product is annotated as RAD1 checkpoint DNA exonuclease. Gene Ontology annotation, biological process: DNA repair; DNA damage checkpoint signaling. Bases 252 to 1097 code for a protein of 281 amino acids. The record is from RefSeq and is a predicted model, not a curated record. NCBI's taxonomy places the organism in Eukaryota, Metazoa, Chordata, Mammalia, Chiroptera, Pteropodidae. The transcript has 6 exons. Gene Ontology annotation, molecular function: 3'-5' exonuclease activity. Gene Ontology annotation, cellular component: checkpoint clamp complex; nucleus.